This is a messenger RNA of Drosophila rhopaloa, 579 nucleotides long. Its product is annotated as facilitator of iron transport 3-like. Bases 1 to 579 code for a protein of 192 amino acids. The record is from RefSeq and is a predicted model, not a curated record. NCBI's taxonomy places the organism in Eukaryota, Metazoa, Arthropoda, Insecta, Diptera, Drosophilidae. The transcript is spliced from 2 exons.
AUGGAUAUAAACAUAUCGGAAGUGACAGUUAUCCAAUUAAAAAAGUGGUUGGAGCUUCUAAAUCUGUCGACGAAGGGCACCAAAUCUGAACUUUUUGCUCGGCUUUGCAGCGUUCCGGAAGAAAUUCGCGGAAGGGCGCCCGAGAACCUUGUGGAGCAAGCUGAAUUGGAAAAUGUUGACGAGAAUCGCACGCUGGUGGCAACCGAAAUAACGGAGGCAGAGGAGGCGAAAAUGCGUUUCAACAGAACGAGCAACGGCGAAACAGCGGAGGCGGCGGAGACGAAAAUGCGUUUCGGCAGAACGAGCAACGGCGAAACAGCGGAGGCGGCGGAGACGAAAUUGCGUUUCAGCAAAACAACGGCGGCAGAGACGGCGGCGGCAGAGACAACGGCGGCAGAGACAACGGCGGCAGAGACAACGGCGGCAGAGACAACGGCGGCAGAGACAACGGCGACAGAGACGGCGACGGCAGAGACAGCGGUGGCAGAGAAGGCGGUGGCAGAGAAGGCGGUGGCAGAGAAGGCAGAGACGACGGCAGGCAGAGGCAGCGCCGUUUAUGACGAAAUCAUCAGGAUUUAA